Messenger RNA from Funneliformis mosseae, 726 nucleotides. NCBI's taxonomy places the organism in Eukaryota, Fungi, Glomeromycota, Glomeromycetes, Glomerales, Glomeraceae. The record is from the annotation of a GenBank genome assembly.
AUGACAAGUACCAAUGUAUCAACCAAAGAUCAAACAAAUAAUGAAUCUAUAUCACUUCAGCAUAAUGGAGCAUUUGAAAACUGUAAUUUUUCUGUCGUUAUUACAGGUUUAAUUUUCGGGCAUAUCGAUUUAAUAGUUUGUUCUCUUGUGAUUUUCUCUGCAUAUACGAAAUGGCGCACGAGUUCUUUAUCAAUGUCAAGCCGAGUUCCUUUAUAUCUCAGUAUUUCAGAUAUAUUCCAAUAUUUAGUGUUUAUGCCAAACUUUUUUUAUUCGUUAAUAUAUCAUGAGAUAUUUCCUGAAACCACUUGUAAAAUAUUCGCCUACCUCUUCUUCCUCCAAAUAAAUAUCAAUAUGAUUUUAAUUUCCGGCAUUGCAAUUGUUACUUAUCUGAGCGUCGUUAAAAGCCAAAGUUAUGAAUUUGGACCGCUGGACUGGGAAACGACAGCUUCUGUUGAUAGAAUCAACAGAAGAAACAAAUUGGAAAGGCAGGCUACAUUAAAAAUUCUGAUCUAUAUAUCAGUAUUUUUAAAAUGGAUACCUUUAACGCUAUAUGGAAUAUGCAUUAUGUCCGGUAUUGAAGAAGCCUUAUGGAUGCAUAUCUCUGCCCUUGUUGCGUUUCAUUUGGGUGGAUUAUAUAAUUGCACAUUAUAUAUAAUGAAUGAAGGAUUCCGUCGUUCCAAUAAGAAUACAACAAAUGCGGUGGAAGUUCAGCCUAAAAAACCUUAG